Molecule: messenger RNA, 1746 nt
Organism: Paramisgurnus dabryanus
Lineage: Eukaryota; Metazoa; Chordata; Actinopteri; Cypriniformes; Cobitidae
Gene: pus3
Product: pseudouridylate synthase 3
Biological process (GO): mRNA pseudouridine synthesis; tRNA pseudouridine synthesis
Cellular component (GO): cytoplasm; nucleus
Molecular function (GO): pseudouridine synthase activity; RNA binding
Source: RefSeq, a predicted model, not a curated record
AAAAUAAUAAAUUAGUGUAGAUGUGUUGGGACUUUUAUUUUGACAGGCAGUGUCACGGAAGCUACAGCAGCGGCAUUGUGUUUAAAAGUUACGGUACAUGAUUAAGUGUGUUUUUAACCUAUUAAUCAAAAUUCAGAAACGAUGCAGAUCUGAAUUUAGUGAAGUCAUGACAGAAGAAGCGCUCCUUGCCCGUGUCAAAGCUUUGGAGGAAGAGGUUGAGAGAUUAAAAUCUCAGCUAAAAGCAGGUAAACAUGGAUCUAUGGAAGAGAAGACCGAAGCAUCUACCAGUCUCAAACCAGAUGUCCUAAACCAUCGGAAGGAAGAAGAGAACAAACCCAAAGGGAGGAAGCGAGGAGCAGAAAGACCCUUCGACUUUUCUGCCCACCCUCGCAGGCAUGCGGCACUGCGGUUGGCAUAUCUCGGCUGGCAGUAUCAGGGCUUUGCUGUCCAGGAAAACACAGACAAUACGGUUGAAGCCCGGCUGUUUGAGGCACUGUUAAAAACAAAACUUAUUCAAGACAGACAGACCUCCAACUAUCACCGCUGCGGACGCACGGAUAAAGGUGUUAGCGCUUUUUCACAGGUUAUAUCCAUUGACCUGCGCUCCAACCAGUAUGAUGGAGGUUUAGGUGUGACAGUACCCGCUGGUGUGGAGGGCAAAAGCAAGCCUGCUUCAGAUGAAUUACCAUACGUUAAGAUGCUGAAUCGAGUUCUGCCUCAGGACAUCAGAGUUCUGCAAUGGGCUCCUGUAGAAACCGGCUUCAGUGCACGAUUUGACUGUAAGUCAAGAACCUACAGGUACUACUUUCCUCGUGGAGAUUUGGACGUGGAUCUUAUGGCCGAGGCAGCCAAACGGUAUGAAGAUACACACGAUUUCAGAAACUUGUGUAAGAUGGACGUGGGUAACGGAGUCUUGCAGUUUCAAAGGACUAUCCUGUCUGCCAGCGUCCAGCCAGCUCAACUCGAAUCCACCUCCGCUAAUGAUCCUCACCAACUCUAUGUGUUUCAAGUCAAGGGUCUGGCUUUCCUCUAUCACCAGGUUCGCUGCAUGAUGGCUGUGCUGCUUCUUAUUGGACAGAAACUUGAAUCUCCAGAAAUUAUUAAUCAACUUAUGGAUGUAGAGAACAACCCAAGGAAGCCUCAGUACAGCAUGGCAGUGGAUUACCCUUUGGUGCUGUAUGACUGUCAUUUUGAGGGUGUGAACUGGGAAACAGAACCUGAGGAGGAGAACUAUGUCCUGAAUUCUCUUCACCAACACUGGGUUCAGACCGCAGUCAAGACCCAGGUUCUGCUCGGCAUGAUCCAGGGUCUCCAGAACAAAACCACAGGUGAGAUGUCCUCGCUGCAGUGCUGGUUAAUGGAAGGAUCGAGGCAGAAGAAGUACCAGCCACUGCUGGCGCGUCCACGCUGUGAGAGUCUGGAGUCCAGAAUCCAGCACUUUGUGAAGAGAGGAAGACUUGAACAAGAGGAAGGAGAGAACGGGGAGGAGACCACGGUGUUCAGGGGUAAACGUUCAAAACAUUCCCAUCUGACCCCAACAAACCAACAGCAGGAGCAGAUGAAUGAAGCACAAACUGAAGAUUGCUCAUCACAAAACCUGUAAAUGGAUAUGAACUUUGCUUUCACUUUUAAUGUGUGCAAAAUAAUUCAAAGGCAUCAGCAGAAAAUGUUUUUUUCUAAGAAUUACAAUUAUCUGCAUUUUUUAGUUGAAGAAAGUCAUAUUUUAUUAAAGGAUUAUUUCAUGUG